GAUGGAUUCUGCUUACACCGGAGAGACAAGUUAAAAGAAGGGCGAAAGUGGAUGUUUUGAUUUAUUUAGAGUCGUGUCGAGCUCAUAAAUGUAUUACAUUUGAAACAUUCACGUAUUGCCGUGACGGGAUAAGGCAAUUCAACCAUGGGAAUUCCAUAAAAUGGAAUGUGUGCUGCCGUAGUCGAUCCCACGACAGCUUGUUCAGGAGAAGAGAAGCAAACAUGGACAUGGAAGACUUUCCUCCCCCGCCUCCUGAAAUAUUGGCAGACAACAGCACAUUUGAUGAAGACGAGGGAGAAGCCUUUGACUUUGACAGUGGUGAUGACAUCCCUGAGGCACUUCCAGCUCCUGAAGUCCAUAACGGCAUGGAUCAGAGCCAGCACAACUCUGUGGAGGGGUAUCCCAGUGUCUUGGAGCCUCCAGCAUCUUUCUCCAACACAGCCUCCUCAUUAGCAGACCCUCCAGCUGCCACAAGCAAAUCUUCCUCAGCAGAUGGCUCCGCAGAAGCUGAAGGGACAUCUGUUGCUGAGGGGACUAAUGACAGGGAAAAAGAUUUACCACCAUCUCCACCUCCUCUUGGCUAUGACAUACAGACAUAUCCUAAAAGUACAGGCAGUGAAGGUCAUAAUGCAUCCACGGGUGACCCUGACCCUCCCCAGGAGUUCCUUAGGCCCUCCUCCCAAGGUAAAGUCAACCCCUACUCUGUGAUUGACAUCACUCCUAUGCAGCUGCAGCAGCUGGAACAACAGCAUGGAUCCUUCUCUUCCUCUUCCUCAUCAACGGAGCCAAAGGACCGGGAGGGAGAGGUCCAGGAUAUCCACCCAAGCUCCCCAGGCGUUACCUCAGGAUACUCUGUGCCUGUGCCAUGUGGCUACGCUACCCCCUCUGGGGUACCGCUCAUCACACCAGCCUACACCACACCUGUCCUCAUUCGACAUCUCUCCAUGGAUGAAGAUGUGAGUGUGGUAGGGACCAGCAUCGCCUCUGCUGAUAAUGUUUUCAUUGAGGAAUAUCCAGCUAUUACAGAAGAAGAUGCUUUGGCUAAAUGGGCUUCAGAUCCUGCCAACACUGCUUGGAUGGAAAGUCCAGAUGAGGUGAUCUAUGAUGACGUGCCCAGAGAGAACUCUGACUCCAACACAGAACCUGAUGAAAUGAUCUAUGAUGAUGUGGAGCUCGGAGAGGAGGGCGGCUGCAGCAGCUCCCUUGAUAACGGCUGGAGCUCGAGUGAGUUUGAAAGCUACGACGAGACCAGUGACGGAGAGAGUCACGCUGAAAACGGCUUGCCCCAUGCCUUCAUGAGAGGAAAACCACCACAGAAGAAGAUCCAUCUCUCCCAAGAUCUGACACGCUUGAAAGAACACUAUGAGAAAAAGAUGAAAGAUCUAAUGGCAAGUACAGUGGGAACUGUAGAGCUGCAGCAGCUAAAACAGAAACACGAGCUGAAGAUGCAAAAGCUGGUGAAGGCAGCCAAGGAGGGGACUAAAGAUGGACUUCAGAAAACCAAAGCUGCGGUGAAGAAGGGACGUUCCUUCAUCAAAACAAAGUCGUUCUGUCACGAGAGAAAGUCGGCCUGUUUUGAGGAUGAGUCUGAACUUUUUAUUGAGGUGGACUGUUUCAAUGUGGAGCCUGUGCUGUGUCCAACACCAGAAGGUCUUAUGCAGCAGCAACUUGUAAGAAGAUGUAUAUUGAGCUCUAUUUUAGAAAGUGAGAAGAACUAUCUUGAUGCGCUCAAGAGGAUAUUAGAGCAUUACGAGAAGCCCCUGUCCCAGAUCGAGCCCAGGCUGCUCAGCGACAGGAAGCUGAAGAUGGUCUUCUAUCGUGUGCGUGAGAUCCUGCAGUGCCACUUCCUGUUUCAGAUCGCACUGGCGAGCCGUGUGACUGAGUGGGACGACCUGGAGAUGAUCGGGGAUGUCUUUGUGGCAUCGUUUUCCAAGUCCAUGGUGCUGGACGCCUACAGCGAGUAUGUGAACAACUUUAGCACAGCUAUGGCAGUCGUAAGAAAGACGUGCGCCUCCAAACCUGGCUUCUUGGAGUUCCUUAAGAAUCGUCAAGAAACCAGUGGUGACAGGAUGACUCUUUAUGGUCUGAUGAUGAAACCCAUACAGAGAUUCCCCCAGUUCAUUUUGCUCCUUCAGGACAUGCUGAAAAACACCCCAGCGGGUCACGCAGACCGUCUGCCGCUGCAGAUGGCCCUGACUGAGCUGGAGACGUUGGCCGAGAAGCUCAACGAAAGAAAGAGGGAAGCCGACCAGCGCUGCGAGAUCCGUCACAUUGCAAAGGCCAUGAAUGAACGUUACCUUAACAAGCUGCUGAGUAAUGGUAGUCGCUACCUGAUUCGUUCAGACGACAUGGUAGAGACCGUCUACAACGAGCGUGGUGAAAUCAUUAAAACCAAGGAGCGACGCCUCUUCCUCCUCAAUGAUGUGCUCAUGUGUGCCACGCCCAAUAUCCGAUGUCAGGAUGGUAGUGGGAGUGGCAGUGGCAGUGGAAAUGCUCCACUCGACCAGAGGUUCCUCCUGAAAUGGAGUGUGCCUCUAAGCUUCGUGGAAGUGCUGGAGUUUGGCUCGAGCGAGGACAUGGUGGACAGAAGCCGCCACCCGACCCCUCACUCCGGGGAAAAGGUGGUGAUCAACGCCAAGCCAAACAAACUGUACAUGGGCCCUGGUCAGCUGUACCAAGACCUGCAAAACCUAAUCCACGAUCUCAGUUUGGUCAAUCAGAUCUCCACUAUGAUCAGCAGCCUGAAAGGAAACUAUCAGAAUGUGAAUCCCACCGUGGCACAGGAUUGGGUAUCCGGUCUCCAGAGGCUAAUUCUGAAGAAGGAAGAGGAGAUUAGAGCAGCUGACCGGUGCAGGAUUCAACUCCAGCUGCCCGGCAAACAAGACAAGAUGGGUAAACCAACAUACUUCAGUGCAGUGUUUAAUACACACAGCCCAGCAGUCAAACAGUCAUGGAUCAGUAACUUGCAGAUGGCCAAGUUGGCUCUAGAGGAGGACAACCUGCAGGGCUGGUUCUUUGCAGAUGAUGAUGGUAAUCAAAUCAAAAAGCAGAAACAUCCUCUCUUGCUUCGACAGAUGCCUGUUGUUAUGUCCAAACUACAAGAGUUCAAGGUGGAAUGUGCUGUUCACAAUCCAGAGCCCCACAUUAACACAGAGAGCACGGCUGACUCUCCUGUCGUGGGCCACGGUUGUGUCUGGGUUGCAAGUUGCACUAAUCAAAUGGGCCAAAUCGCCAUAGUGGCCAUGCAGAACUCCAGCCCUAAAGUGACUGAGUGUUUCAAUGUGGAGUCUCAAAUCCUCUGCAUGGCCUACGUCCCAACAGAACAACUUCAUGAGAACAGUGAAAAUGUCCCGGAGAACUGCCAGGUUCUCGUUGCAAAGACAACUGACACCCCCACUGUCUGUUUAGGCAUGGAAGAGGGCAGCAUUAUUGUGUAUAAGAGCAGCCAGCGGUCCAAGAAAGUGCGUCUGCAGCAUUUCUUCACCCCAGACAAGUCUCCAGUCACCAGCCUGGUCUAUAAAAAGCACUUUCUGUACGUCGGCCUGGUUUGUGGCUCCGUGGCCAUUUACUCCAGAUCACAAGAUGGUUUGUGGAGCUACGACAAGCCUACGUUACUGAAGCUGGGAGUCCUUCCUGUUAAGGCGAUGCUGGCUGUGGAGGAUCACCUCUGGGCCUCUUCAGGUGGACAAGUCUUCAUCGUCAGCACCCACUCUCACUGUGUGGAGAGGCAGUUGGAGGCCCACCAGGAGGAGGGCAUGGUGGUGUCUCACAUGGUGGUGGCGGGGGUGGGUAUCUGGAUCGCGUUCAGCUCCGGCUCUACGCUGCGCCUCUUCCACACUGAGACCUUGGAGCACCUGCAGGACAUAAACAUCGCCACAACUGUUAACAAUGUUCUACCUGGGAACCAGAGAGUGUCUGUGAGCAGUCUGUUGGCUUGUCACGGCCUACUACUAGUAGGAACCAACUUGGGCGUGACUGUGGCUCUUUCUGUACCCAGACUUCAGGGCAUCCCCAAAGUAACGGGUCGAGGAAUGGUGUCGCUGCAUGCGCACAACGGUCCUGUCAAGUUCCUCGCCAUGGCCACUGCGGUGUGUAACCGACCAUCUGGCCUGCCCACUUCCACCCCUUCCUCUUCACCCCAGGAGUCACAGGAUGCAGACGGCGCUCACCCUUCGUCAUAUUCAACACCACCUCAGGGACGAGGCGUGUGGUUGGGAGAGGCGGGCUGCACCACCAUGGCUCUGCAGGACUCUCUGUCAUCAUCCUGUGGCUCCCUUGCUCAAUCCCAAGGAUCCUUGGAGCAUGGUCCAGAGGACGGGGCCCUUUAUGACAUGCUUCAUGACCCUGCCCAUCACCAGAAGGGUCAACGCUCAAGCAAGGUGGAUGUCAGCUCUCUGCUGGUGGUGUCUGGAGGUCUGGGCCACCGAAGGGUUAACAAAAAGUCUAAACAGUCUCGCCAUGAGGACAACACAUCCACCAUCAUGAUCUGGCAAAUCCCAUUACUGAAUAUGUGA
Nematolebias whitei (Rio pearlfish) is the source of this 4514-nucleotide messenger RNA. It is a transcript of the gene arhgef10, whose product is annotated as Rho guanine nucleotide exchange factor (GEF) 10. The record is from RefSeq and is a predicted model, not a curated record. NCBI's taxonomy places the organism in Eukaryota, Metazoa, Chordata, Actinopteri, Cyprinodontiformes, Rivulidae. Bases 222 to 4514 code for a protein of 1430 amino acids. Gene Ontology annotation, biological process: positive regulation of stress fiber assembly; actin cytoskeleton organization; mitotic spindle assembly. Gene Ontology annotation, molecular function: protein binding; guanyl-nucleotide exchange factor activity. Gene Ontology annotation, cellular component: centrosome. The transcript is spliced from 29 exons.